This is a messenger RNA of Lagenorhynchus albirostris (white-beaked dolphin), 1745 nucleotides long. It is a transcript of the gene ENOSF1, whose product is annotated as enolase superfamily member 1. Lineage: Eukaryota; Metazoa; Chordata; Mammalia; Artiodactyla; Delphinidae. The record is from RefSeq and is a predicted model, not a curated record. Gene Ontology annotation, biological process: carbohydrate catabolic process; amino acid catabolic process. Bases 44 to 1459 code for a protein of 471 amino acids. The transcript has 16 exons. Gene Ontology annotation, molecular function: magnesium ion binding; L-fuconate dehydratase activity.
AGAGGGUGUCCCGCAGAGUUGGCAGCCCCGGGGUGCGGGCGACAUGGUGCGCGGCAGGAUCUCUCGGCUCUCGGUCCGCGACGUGCGCUUCCCCACGUCGCUCGGGGGCCACGGCUCGGACGCUAUGCACACAGACCCUGAUUACUCAGCUGCCUAUGUUGUCUUGGAGACCGAUGCGGAAGAUGGACUCAAGGGCUACGGAAUCACCUUCACUCUGGGGAAAGGCACUGAAGUUGUUGUCUGUGCUGUGAAUGCCCUGGCCCCCCACCUGCUUAACAAGGACCUCAGGGACAUUGUUGGUAAUUUCAGAGGCUUCUACAGACAGCUCACGAGCGACAGCCAGCUCAGAUGGAUCGGUCCCGAGAAGGGUGUGGUGCAUCUGGCCACAUCGGCCGUUCUCAAUGCCGUGUGGGACCUGUGGGCCAAGCAGGAGGGAAAGCCUCUGUGGAAGUUACUUGUUGACAUGGACCCCAGGAAGCUGGUAUCCUGCCUAGAUUUUAGGUACAUCACUGACGUCCUGACAGAGGAGGAAGCCUAUGAAAUCCUGCAGAAAGGUCAAGUUGGGAAAAAAGAGCGAGAAGAACAAAUGCUGGCGCACGGCUACCCCGCCUACACCACGUCGUGCGCCUGGCUGGGCUACUCGGACACCACGCUGAAGCAGCUCUGCAGCAAGGCGCUGGAGGACGGCUGGACCAGGUUUAAGGUAAAAGUUGGUGCUGAUCUCCAGGAUGACAUCCGUAGAUGCCGACUCAUCAGAAACAUGAUCGGCCCUGAGAAGACGCUGAUGAUGGAUGCCAACCAGCGCUGGGAUGUGCCUGAGGCCGUGGAGUGGAUGGCGAAGCUGGCGGAGUUCAAGCCCCUGUGGAUUGAGGAGCCCACCUCCCCUGAUGACAUUCUGGGGCAUGCCACCAUUUCCAAGGCACUGGUCCCCCUGGGAAUUGGCGUUGCCACCGGAGAACAGUGCCACAAUAGAGUGAUAUUUAAGCAACUCCUACAGGCAAAAGCCCUGCAGUUUCUCCAGAUCGACAGCUGCAGGCUGGGGAGUGUAAAUGAGAACCUCUCAGUGCUGCUGAUGGCCAAAAAGUUUGACAGCAACAAGAAAAGCCACAGGUUCUCCUUCACUUCUCCCUCGCUGCCCUACUUAGCACUCAGUGGAAAUCUGUCUUCACUUUUAGUUCCUGUGUGCCCGCAUGCUGGUGGAGUUGGCCUCUGUGAACUGGUGCAGCACCUGAUUAUAUUUGACUUCAUAUCAGUCUCUGCAAGCCUCAAAGACAGGAUGUGUGAAUACGUCGACCACCUGCACGAGCACUUCAAGUACCCCGUGAUAAUCAAGAAGGCUUCCUACAUGCCUCCUAAGGAUGCUGGUUAUUCAACAGAAAUGAAGGAGGAGUCUGUAAAGAAACACCAGUAUCCAGAUGGUGAAGUUUGGGAGAAGCUCCUUGCUGCUCAAGGGAAUUAGAGCUGAAUGCUUAACAGCUUUUGCUUUAAGUGAAAAGGCUUAAAAUUUCUUGGGUAUGGUUUUACAAAAAUAGAAAAAAAAAAUUCAUCCUACCAAUCAGAACAAGUUCAGCUGAAAGUCAUACUAACCUCAGGCAUCAGCUUAGUCAUCAUUACUUGAUUCUUUCAGCAAAAAACAUUCUCCUAUGUAAUCUUUAAACAAAAGUAGAUCCAACUGUCUCAAAGUCCAGGAAAAUGUUAAAAUUUCUAUCAAGUGCUGGUAUCUAGACAUUAAACUUUGAAAAUAA